UUAUUAUUUAUUAUUGUCGUUGUGGUUUUGGUUCCCGCGAGGCCGUUUUUCAGGCGAAAAGUGGGAUGAUCGGGAGCGCUGCGGGGAGGUGGCUGUGGGGCAGGGACAGGUCUCCUGAGGGAGCGCCGCCUGUGGGAGUGGGUCUGCUUGUGUGGGGGCUGUGUGUUUUGGGGACCCCGUGGGAGUCCCUGCGAGGUGUGUGUGGCUUGUGGUGGCUCUGCUGUGACGGUAUGUGUCGCUCCGUGAUGGGUGCACCCGUGGGCUCCUGCGGGUUUCAUGCAUUUGGCUCUUGCUCUUCUCAUUUGUCUGGGUUUUGCUGUGCCGGAUCUGAACCCAAACGCUGCCCGCUGGCUUCUGUGCCCAUCAGGCAGGUGAGGGUUUGGGGAAAAGGGGAUCAGAAAGGAGCAUGUGGGAAGAUGCAUGCAGCCCUUCGGACCCGUGGCGUGUGGCUCUCGGCACCGCGUCCUCUGGAGCCCCGUCGAGUGAUGCCGUGGGCGGCAGGUGCCGGGACACCUUUCAGCCUCCUGGGUACCGCUUCAGCCCUCGCUUUGUGCCGCCUUCCACAGGAUCCAGCCAUCUGUUCCCUGAAGGAGCCCCGCGGACUUAAUUAUUACACCUCCAUUUUCUGAAGUGGAGAAAGAAGCGGCUUUCGGGGGCACUGAGUGGUUGCUUUGGUAUUGGUCUUCUUGUGAAGCCUUCCACUCUAUUUUGGCUAUAUAUCUAGCCCUUGUUGUGUGGAGGAAAUCUUGGAAGCAUGAAUGGUGUGCACCCCAAAACCUAUAGACUUGAAAAACCAAGAAGGCAUGAGGUGCAGUCCUGGACAAGAGCUACCAAGCAAUCCUUGUGUCUCAUGUGGCAAAAAGUGAAAAUACAGCUGAUGCUAAGCAUGUCUUUCCUCGUCACUGUUUUUUGGUAUUGCAGAAGGCUGUAUGGCUUUUUAGCACAGCUAUUGAAACGGUGGAGCGACUACCUUCAAAGAAAACUCAUAAAGAAUCGCAGUGUGUUGGCAGAAGUUGAUCUACUUGGCUAUAGUGCAAGAGAAUGGAAGGGAGAAACCAAGCAGGCCAAACAUAUGAGGGAGGCAUAUAAUGAAUUGUUUUGGAACUGUCAUAUCAAGUAUCUGCGACAGGUCAAGAAGGACAACUAUUGCGUGCUAAGAGCAGUACUUUUUCAAAUACUCAGCCAAGGCAUUCCUUUUCCGUCAUGGAUGAGGGAGAGGGAUAUCUUAAAGCUCCCUGAAAAGCUUUUGUAUUCUCAAGGUUGCAACUGGAUUCAGCAGUACAGUUUUGGUCCAGAAAGAUAUACAGGUCCCAAUGCUUUUGGAAAAUUACGCAAAUGCAUGGAAACAUUAAAGACAAAUUGGAUUGAAAUAAGUGGUACUAAAGAUCACGAAGAAAGAGGAAACUUGUGUAACACCCUCUUUUCUGAUGAGAGCAAGGAGCACAGACUAUAUGAGGCCAUAAAAUUCAUCAUGCUUUAUGAAGUUGUUGAAGCCUAUGAGCAGAUAAAGAACAGGGAAGAACCCAUACCCCAUCUUUUUAGCCGCCUCCUUGCUCGGGAUACUUCGUCUGACCCUUUGAGUUUCAUGAUGAAUCAUCUGAACUCCAUAGGUGACUCUGGUUGCCUAGACCAGGUUGAAAUAUUUCUUCUUGGAUACUUACUUGAAGUGAAGAUUAGAGUUUACAGACUGCAUAGGUUUAAUACUGAAGAAUUUCAGGUAAACUAUCCAGAUGAGUACCGAAGGGAAUGGAAUGAGAUUUCCCUCCUGACUGAGGAUGACCGCUAUUAUCACAUCCCUGUUAUCAGAACGUGAAGGUCCAAUGACUGUGUUUUGUUUUUUUCUUUGUACAAUAUAGUGAGUAACCGGUUCCAGUGAAUUAGGUUUCUAAUUGGCAGCAGAUAUGCAUGUUGAUGAUUACAAAAUGAUUUGUGGGUUUAUUGUGUAAACACUUUGCUUUCCCAUUACAGCUCAAUUCACUGCCAGUCAGCCAUAAAGAAGCAUAAAAUGUAUUGUUAUAUACUGUCUGGGGGAAAAUGUCAUAUUUGAGGGUUGUUGGACACAAAAGAUUAGACUGCAUGACCAAGAAAGAAAAGGUAACAUCAUGUUUUCCUUUGUUAGGCUAGUGGUUUACUCAGACAAUACCUGGAUGGCUUAAACUGAAGUUCCUAAAGCAAUUCCUGCCUCUCCCUUUUCUGUCUAGCUAGGAUGGAUGAAUCACACAGGAGGCAACUCCUGGGGUCCUGAGUUUAUGCUCCAGGACAUGAAACUUGCACUGAUUUGAGGCUACCUAGCAUGUGAGGCUGUAAACUGGGGCCACUGUGUAGCUAAUUCAGAUCACAUCCAGCUUUCACAGUUGCUGCAAUGUCUCCCUCCAGAGACAGAAAGAGCAAACAGCUGCAGACUGCAGUUACUUCAGACACUUGAAAUUAAGCUGUCUGCACUCAGUACUGGUAUCUGAAACUGAAGAAGUGUUACAAAGAAUGAGAGAAAACCACACACACAAGAAUAUAGUGCCAGAUGAAAGUUUAGACUCCAGUGUUUGAAGAAAUCUGUCUGGGACAACUAAAUGAGAUUUACUUUAUUAUAUGGGACCUUUUGCCUGAUUCUAUUUUCUAAAAGACUCAAUUGUGUUUUGAUUAUUUCUAAAAUGAGGGACCUUAACUUGAACAAAUAUUAAAAUGAUAUAGUAGAUCUUGCAAAAUAUUUGUGAAAUAUAUUUAAAAUCCCAUAGGUAUCAGUUAUAUUGAGAAAGUGGGGGUUAUUAAGAAACGAAGUCUCCUCUUUCCUUGUCCUAGAGGUACAGUAGUAGGUAGGUUUGGUUUUAAUUCUUGCAGGGGAAAAUAGAAGCUCCUAGUAGUAAUUAAGCCCCUUUAGUAGUAAUUAAGAAUACAAAAAUGUCAUCUGGGCCUGCAGGAGCUACAGCAGUUGAAUGUGGUGACUAAAUGGUAAUGUUUGGAGUGCACAAAGAUUACUCUGCUCCUUUGUGCAAAGCAAUGAAAUUUUAUCCCUUACAGUCCUUUUAUUUGUAUGUAUAUGUGUGUAUAUAUAUAUAUUUAUAAAUACAAACACUUGAGUGCUGUAUUAUAGCAGGUUUGUUUCUUGGAAGCUUUUCCAAGUUCAGUUUUGUUCGGUAAUUUGUAGCUUUUAAUUAAAAAGGCUUGAUAUGUAUAAGAAUUUCAUCUCAUCAAGAUCUGCAUGACGAGUAUUUAUUUAAAACAAACAGGCAACAAAACAAAACCAACUUUUUUCACUGAAAAUUUUCACUUUUUUGCCCACUUCAGAUUUGGUUCUGCUCCAUGUGGAGAAAUGUUAUAAUGCCUGGGCGCAGGGUAUUGUUGUCUAUUUUUCAUCAACAGUAUGUAUAACACUUGCACCUAUCAAUAAACUUAUCUAUAUUUUAUUCUUGUUUUGGUACAAGCAGACAUACCAAAAACUGUAUAUUUUUAUAGAGAGCUUUUUAAUUGUUUGCUAUUAUUUAUGAAUAGCAAUGCAAAAGCAUGAUAGCUGAAAGUGUUAAAUUGUCAAAAAGUAUGUUUAUGGAAUGUCAAGCACCUUAAUAGAAGGGAAUUAAUAAAGAUCUAACAAAGACAGUGAAAUUUA
Molecule: messenger RNA, 3601 nt
Organism: Anas platyrhynchos (mallard)
Lineage: Eukaryota; Metazoa; Chordata; Aves; Anseriformes; Anatidae
Source: RefSeq, a predicted model, not a curated record